Racocetra fulgida is the source of this 136-nucleotide messenger RNA. The record is from the annotation of a GenBank genome assembly. Lineage: Eukaryota; Fungi; Glomeromycota; Glomeromycetes; Diversisporales; Gigasporaceae.
UAAUACACAUUUGAAACGUUUAUUGGGUCAUACAGCACCUUUACCCGAAUUAAUCAAUGCACUAGAAAAGUUAAGCCGUCAUCAAUUACAAAAUUCUCAAUAUCAACAAUAUCGGUUACGUGGAAGCAUUCGCUAG